CGCGAGGGGCGCGGCCCCGGCGGCACAGACAGCGCGGCUGCGGACCGGGACGCACCAUGUGCGGCAUCUUUGCUUACCUGAACUACCAUGUGCCCAGGACGAGGAGGGAGAUCCUGGAGACCCUCAUCAAGGGGCUGCAGCGCCUGGAGUACCGGGGCUACGACUCUGCAGGUGUGGGACUGGAUGGAGGAAAUGACAAAGACUGGGAAGCCAAUGCUUGCAAAAUCCACAUUAUCAAGCAGACGGGGAAAGUGAAGGCUCUGGAUGAAGAGGUUCACAAGCAACAGGACAUGGACCUGGACAUCGAGUUCGACGUGCACCUGGGCAUCGCCCACACGCGCUGGGCCACGCACGGCGAGCCCAAACCUGUGAACAGCCACCCGCAGCGCUCCGACAAGAACAACGAGUUCAUCGUCAUCCACAAUGGCAUCAUCACCAACUACAAGGACCUGAAGAAAUUCCUGGAGAGCAAGGGCUACGACUUCGAGUCGGAGACGGACACGGAGAGCAUCGUCAAGCUGGUCAAGUACAUGUACGACAACCGCGACAGCGACGACAUCAGCUUCUCCACGCUGGUGGAGAGGGUCAUCCAGCAGCUGGAAGGUGCUUUUGCCCUUGUGUUCAAGAGUGUUCAUUACCCUGGGCAGGCAGUUGGUACCAGGCGAGGCAGCCCCCUGCUCAUCGGCGUGCGCAGCGAGCACAAGCUGUCCACGGACCACAUCCCCAUCCUGUACCGCACAGGGAAGGACAAGAAGGGGAGCUGCAACCUGUCCCGGGUGGACAGCACCACCUGCCUCUUCCCUGUGGAGGAGAAAGCUGUGGAAUAUUACUUUGCUUCUGAUGCCAGCGCUGUCAUCGAGCACACCAACCGCGUCAUCUUCCUGGAGGACGACGACGUGGCGGCCGUGGUGGACGGCCGUCUGUCCAUCCACCGCGUCAAGCGCACGGCCGGCGACCACCCGGGCCGGGCCGUGCAGACCCUGCAGAUGGAGCUGCAGCAGAUCAUGAAGGGUAACUUCAGCUCAUUCAUGCAGAAGGAAAUAUUUGAACAGCCAGAAUCUGUUGUUAAUACCAUGAGAGGAAGGGUCAACUUUGAUGAUUACACUGUGAACCUGGGUGGGCUGAAGGAUCACAUCAAGGAGAUCCAGAGGUGCCGGCGUUUGAUCCUCAUCGCCUGUGGCACGAGCUACCACGCAGGAGUGGCAACCCGCCAGGUGCUGGAGGAGCUGACGGAGUUACCUGUCAUGGUGGAGCUGGCCAGUGACUUCCUGGACAGGAACACCCCCGUGUUCAGGGACGAUGUGUGCUUCUUCCUCAGCCAGUCAGGGGAGACUGCAGACACCCUGAUGUGCCUCCGGUACUGCAAGGAGAGGGGAGCCCUGACCGUGGGCAUCACCAACACCGUGGGCAGCUCCAUCUCCCGCGAGACCGACUGCGGCGUGCACAUCAACGCGGGCCCCGAGAUCGGCGUGGCCAGCACCAAGGCCUACACCAGCCAGUUCGUGUCCCUGGUGAUGUUUGCCCUGAUGAUGUGUGACGACAGGAUCUCCAUGCAGGAGCGGCGCAAGGAGAUCAUGAGGGGGCUCAAGGGGCUGCCAGACUUGAUUAAGGAGGUGCUGAGCAUGGAUGAUGAGAUCCAGAAGCUGGCCACGGAGCUGUACCACCAGAAGUCUGUCCUCAUCAUGGGACGUGGCUACCACUACGCCACGUGUCUGGAGGGAGCCCUGAAAAUCAAAGAAAUCACCUACAUGCACUCGGAGGGGAUCCUGGCUGGGGAGCUGAAGCACGGCCCCCUGGCCCUGGUGGACAAGCUCAUGCCUGUGAUCAUGAUCAUCAUGAGAGACCACACCUAUGCCAAGUGCCAGAACGCUCUGCAGCAGGUCAUUGCACGCCAGGGCCGGCCCGUGGUGAUUUGUGACAAGGAGGACAUCGAGACCAUCAAGAACAACAAAAGAACAAUCAAAGUGCCCCACUCGGUGGAUUGCCUGCAGGGCAUCCUGAGCGUCAUCCCCCUGCAGCUGCUGGCCUUCCACCUGGCCGUGCUCCGCGGCUACGAUGGACUCCUUCACUUCAGUGCCAGCAAAGGCUCAGACGAUGAGAAUGAAAUGAAAUGAAAUGCUGUGUGCCUGGAAAAGCUUCUCCAAGCAGUGCAUGUGUUUAUGAACCUGUCACACCUGUUGGUUUGUGAACACGCCGUGCUGCUGGUGUCUGUUCAGGAGCAAAGUGGUAAAUUCUGCAUUUUAGUUCAGCACAAGCUGUGUGAGGCACUGCCCUGGCCUGAACAUCACCUGUAGCCCUCCCUGCUUCCCUGGAGGAGGAGAAUUGAGGGAAAAACAAGGAUUUUGCAGUGCUCACAGGUGGGAGAGAGGUACUCUUCCUCCUCCUCCUCCUCCUCAGCUUGCUUCAGAGCCCCUGCAGGGCUGGCCCAGGGAUGUGCAGUGCCCCAUCCUCUGCUCUCAGAACAGCAUCUGUUAAUUAACAGAGUUAAUGAUCCCCACCAGGGGAUGCUUCAAGGCCCUUUUCCUCCCCCUGCAGCCAGCUCUGCUUUUCUGCUGCCUGGCACAGAGCAGGCUCAGCAGAAGUGUGCCAGUGCAGGCUGUCACAGCCUGCUGCAAACAGGACCAAAGAGCUGAGCUGGGAGUGCCAGGGAGGUGGUGCUGAGCUCCCUGGGUGUGCCACAGCAGCCCCUGUCCCCUGCAGCUGGUGGCACUGAUGGCUCAGGGCACGGGCAGUGUCCCCUCCUCCUGCCUGGGCUCAAACCCAAAGGCAGGGAUGCUGUGGGCUCAGCCCCCAGGGAUGCUCUGGAGCUCACCUGGAGGAGGAAUUUCCCUGCUGGCCGUGGCAGGGAGCUCCUUAGCAUCUCCUCGUGGUUGUUGUUGCCAUGCAGUGUGAAGUGGGGAUGCACCAAGGACUCUUGCUGGCUUUCCUUACCUCGUUCUGUCCCCGUGUUGCAUUUCUGAACAGAUGAUGUUUCCCUUAGAAAGCUUUUAGGGUGUCUCGUGGUAUUUAUUGACAGCCAGUCAGUCUUCUGCUCUCCCAAAUGAAUGUUUUGCUUACUGAGCCAGUGAAAUUCUCUCCUUCCUCACUGAGGUGUUGGAAAAAUUCAGUAGCUCUGUCUCUAAAAUUGAGCCACAGGUAAAUACAGAUGAGACCUUUGCCACCUGGACUAGCAGCUCCUCCCGUGGCCACAGUUUAUUUCGGUGUAAGUAGCUCUGCCCCUCACCUGCAGAGGCUCAGAGGGAAGCCCUGAGGUCCUGGGGGGGUUUUAAUUCCCAAAAAAAAAAAAAGCAGAGAGCUCCCAGCUCAGCACACCUUUCUGCCCUGCAGCUCUCACCCAGAUCCCACACUCGUGCAAAUUGAGCAGCACGUGGAAUUUGCUGCAGCCAGGAAGGCUUUUUAUCCCCCUGGCUGUGCUGCAGAAAGGCAGUUUUUUACCCAGAUUUCUCACAGUCAGCACUCUGUGCAGAGCCCAUCAGUGCCUGUCCCUGGGCAGGGCCAUCUCCUGGGACCCAAAAAACACCACCCAGAGCCUUUCCCAGCCCCCUGGCAUGAGCAGAACCCUCAGCCCGAGCCUUAAGCCCAUCCCAAAGCCUCUGAAGGCACAAACCACACACAGCAGUGCAGAGCUGGGCCUGUCCCCUCCCUGGCUGUCCCCAGCAGUCCCUG
Messenger RNA from Onychostruthus taczanowskii (white-rumped snowfinch), 3666 nucleotides. It is a transcript of the gene GFPT1, whose product is annotated as glutamine--fructose-6-phosphate transaminase 1. Bases 57 to 2114 code for a protein of 685 amino acids. The record is from RefSeq and is a predicted model, not a curated record. The transcript has 19 exons. Gene Ontology annotation, molecular function: L-glutamine:D-fructose-6-phosphate transaminase (isomerizing) activity; carbohydrate derivative binding. Gene Ontology annotation, biological process: UDP-N-acetylglucosamine metabolic process; protein N-linked glycosylation; fructose 6-phosphate metabolic process. NCBI's taxonomy places the organism in Eukaryota, Metazoa, Chordata, Aves, Passeriformes, Passeridae.